Drosophila montana is the source of this 4985-nucleotide messenger RNA. It is a transcript of the gene su(sable), whose product is annotated as suppressor of sable. The transcript is spliced from 6 exons. NCBI's taxonomy places the organism in Eukaryota, Metazoa, Arthropoda, Insecta, Diptera, Drosophilidae. Gene Ontology annotation, molecular function: metal ion binding; RNA binding. The coding region runs from base 446 to 4939 and encodes 1497 amino acids. Gene Ontology annotation, cellular component: nucleus. Gene Ontology annotation, biological process: negative regulation of DNA-templated transcription. The record is from RefSeq and is a predicted model, not a curated record.
ACUAAGAAAUUUUUAUUUCUCAUACAUAUAUACCACAUAUAUAUACAUAUAUGCAUAGAUAAAUGUAAUACGUACAUAUAUGUGUGUGCGCACACAUAUUGCGCUACAGCCAUAUGUAUAUGUGUAUGCCAGUAUAUGUAUAUACCUUCACAUAUUUUAUAUACAUAUGUAUAUGCAUAUCUAUUCACCUACUGUACCACUUCAUUAUGUAAGCAGCGGGAACUGUACGACGCCAAGCAAGCAAAAGCAGAAAAAGAAAACGCUAAAGCAAAAAAAAAAAACCAAAAGGGAACCAGCAAACGACAAACCAAAUAUAACCAAGAAACAACGAAAUUGAACAGAAAUGUUAUAAAUCAUUAAUAACUGUAAUUUGUAAAUGUUCCGUAACCACAAACCACGCCCACGCUGAAACUAUUUUUCGCUUGUUUUAAAACGGAAGCGCAAUAUGUCAUCCGUUGUGGCCGGCGAAACGCCGCUAAUUAAUCUAGCCGAGGAUCUCGAGGACGGCGAGAUCGAUGAUGAUGACGAUGAUGAUGAGCAGCAGCAGCAACAGCAACAACAACAACAACAACAACAACAAAUAUUAAACCAAACACAACAACAACAACAACAGCAACUAAAGCCCACAGCCUUCAAAGCUGGCGGCUCCAAUGAUGAAGUCCAAUUCGUGGGCAUUGAGCGCCUGAACGAGAAGCAGCCGCUGCUGCACGACGAUGACGUCAUAUUCCUGGGCAUGGCCAGCGAAUCGUCGACCGUCGGCGCGCCCACUAACAAAUCUAAGAAACCGCGUCCACUCGAAGAUGAUCAUGCGGUCAGCAUUGAGAAUGCCAUUGCCAAGGCGCUCAAGAAGGGGGGCAUUGAGCCGCCCAUGCCCAAGAUAAACAACAACAACAACGUAAACAGUGACGCCGACAGCGCUGCCAACGCCGCCGGCGACAGCGGCAGCGCUGCCAUCAGCCUCGAUGGCUGCCAAAUUGGGGGACAGCAACAGCAGCAGCAGCAGCAGCUGCAGCCGCCAAGUCGCAGCAGCCGUCGACGCAAGCGCAAAAAGGAACGCGAACGCGAGCAAAAGAAAGACAAGGAGCAUCAGAAACGCGCACGUCGCGACUCCAUGGACGAUGUGGCCGGCGCCGCCGGCAGCGAUGAGCUGGAAAUGGAUGAGUACGAGAUGAUGAAUGUGCGCGGCGGCAGUCCGCCGCCGCCAGGUGCCGCCACGAGCAGUGUGGCCGCACGCUAUGCGGGCGACUGGCCGGGCAUGGGCGACGACGCCGGCCACGAGUCGCCGCCGGACAACUACAGCAGCUACGAUUCCUACUCGGACGACGAGCCCGGCAGCGCGGCGGUCGGCGCCGCCCAGCGGCGACGCCAGCGACGCGAGCGCGAAAAGGACACGCGCGGCGGACGCAAGCGUCGCGACCGGGACAGAGAACGCGAUCGUGAUCGCGACCUGGACAGACGUCACGAUGGCGGCGGCGGCGGCGGUGCGGGCGGCGGAGGCGGAGGCGGCGUCGGUGGCAGCGGCAACAAGCGCAAUCGACGGGACUCCGGCGACGAGAAGCCGCGCGAGCCACGCAAACUGGAGCUGUGCAAGUUCUAUCUGAAGGAUUGCUGCGCCAAGCGCGACAAGUGCAGCUACAUGCACAAGGAGUUCCCGUGCAAAUACUAUUACCUGGGCAUGGACUGCUAUGCCGGCGACGACUGCCUCUUCCAUCACGGCGAGCCGCUCACCGAGCAGCUGCGCAACAUACUCCUCAAGCACAUGGAGACGGCGCCCAAAGAGAUUCUGGGCGACUUUAAGCGCAUCUCCCGCGACAUUGCGCUCAACCAGAUGACACGCCGCCACGAGCAGCUGUGCGAACAGUUCAACAUGGACAAUGCCUGGACAACGCUGGCCAGCGCGGGGAUUAGCCGACUGCAGGAUCAGCAGCAUGCGGCUGCAAAGGCGGCCGCUCAGGCCAAUCAGGCGGCAGCCAUUGCGGCGGUCAAUGCCAAUCUGCAGCAGGCGGCGAGCACGGGCGCGGGCGCUGCAGCGGCUGGGGCCGGGAUCAAUAUACCCUCGCUGCUGGACAUGGUCAUCAAUCCGCCCAUUAAUCUGCAUCAUGGCGAUGCCAAGCCCGAGAAGAAGCGCAAAUCGCGCUGGGCCGAAAAGGGCGCCACGAAAGGUGCGGCUGGCAAUACAGCGGCUGGAGCAGCAUCCUCGCCAACUGGCCCAGCUGGAGCUGCUGCCAAUGCCAUCGUCACGAAUCCCGCCACAGUUACCGGCAGCAGUGCGUCGCCAGGUGUUGGCGCUGCGGCCAAGCCGCUGCCCGCGCACUUGGAUCUGGUGAAUCUGACGCAGGUGCUCAGCGCCGAGCACAUGGCCAAGCUGAACAAGCUGGGCAUUAGCAAUCUGGAGCAGAUGCUGCAGGUGCCCUUCGGCCAGCUGACCGAGGCGGGCCUCACGCUGCCCGAAAUUGGCGAGAUCCAGCGCAAGGCCGAGGAGGCCAAGCCCCAUGAGCCGGGUGCCCAAGUCCCGGCCAGCACCACAGCAGACACCCCCGCCACAGCCAAGAGCACUGCCAAGUCGGAUCAGGAGACGAGCAACUUGAGCACCGUCGUCAGCUCCAAUAGCAACAGCAACAGCAAUAACGGCUUCAUCAUGGUCGACUACACGCAGUAUCUGAAGGAUGCACAUGUCAACUUUCCCGGCAGCGAUCCGCUGGACGAUGAUCGCGAGGAGGAUGAGGAGCAGCUGGUCAUCGAUGAUGGCAACGACGAGGACGAGGAGGACUCCGAAUCGGAUGUCAAGUCAAAGAAAACGAAACGUUCCAGUGAGGAGGAGGAGAAGGACAAGGACAAAGACAAAGACAAAGAGAAAAAGCCGCCGUCCGAAUUGGAGGAUGAUACGCCGCCAAGGCCGUCCGUAUUUGAUUUGCCCACCUUUAUGAGCAACAUGCUCGGCCAAAAGCCGGCAGCUGCGGCUGCUUCCGCGGCCGCGCCCGCGCCCGCUGGCUCAUCCCCAACGACACCGGAGCCGCACAGCGAGAGCAGCCCGCCAACGUCGGCGGGCAAGAACAGCAGCGGACCCUUCGGCAAGCUGCUCUUCGGCGAGCAGAAGGAGCCGGAAAUGCGGGCCUCCUUCUAUCGGGACAUCAUACGCAAUCCCUUCAAGCCGAACAGCGGCGAUGGCCAAGGCGAUGACAGCGACAAUGACAACGACAACGACAAUGUCAAGGAUAACGACUUCAGCAGCUUCAGCUACAUGGACGCCGCCCAGUGCUCGAAUUCCAAUUCCCGUUCGCUGACGCCGACACCGACGCCCGAGCCGGGCUCCCAAUCGCCCAAGGGCCUGGGCGGCGGCGGUGAACAGUCGACGCCGGCAACGGGAGCUGGACAACUGCCCGCCGCCUCGAUAUAUACGCGCCACUCCAUGUACGACUACGAUCCGGCGAAGGCAGCGCUCGAGGAUGCACGGGCGAGCGCCGCGAAACGCGAACGGGAUCGCGAUAUUGAUAUGCGUCUGCCGUUCGAGCCGAUGAAACACUAUUUGCCCGCCACCGAGAUCGAUGCGGCGAUCUUCUCGCACAUACCGAUACGCUGGCAAAUGCAGGAGGUGCUCGUCGAGCCGGCCUGCUAUGCACAGCUGCGCCAGAGCGCCAGCCACAAGGAGCAGCGCGAGCUGCGCGAUCCCCGACUGCGUCGCAUACUCGGCCUGCCCGAGCUCUCCGACGACAACACGGCCACGGGCAGCGGCACCGCCUCCGGCCUGGGCAGCGGCAUCGGAUCCGGUGCGUAUGCGACAGAGGGACGUGAGCGCAAGACGAGCAACUGCAUCGCCUCGCCGGACGCACAGAUGGCGGACUCAACGCCCAGUUCACCGCCGCCAUCGUCGGCAGGGACUGCUGUGCCGCCGCCUUUGGCCGAGCCGCUGGCCAGUGCACCAGCUGCCGCCGGCGGAGAUCCGCGUCGGGCCGAUCCGCGUCGUGAUCCGCGACGCGCGCAUUUAAAUGUAACCAGCUCCAGCAACAGCAACAACAGCGGCAACGUUUCGGGGGGCGUGGCCGCUGUCAAUGACAGCAGCCGGCAAAUCUCCGAGAUACGCAAUCUGCUGCAGAGCUCGAACUGGUACAAGAACCUGGGCAGCAACAACAAGAUCAUGGUCAAUCAGCAGCUGGCGCUGGUCUUCACCGAACUGAAGAAGUUCCAUCAGCAGGAAUCGCCGAACAAGAUCUUCGACGUGAACUUCAUAGUCAGCAAUCAGACGCUCCAGCAGAUCUUUGCCAAGCUGCACAUCUAUAUCGAUGACAACGGCCUCGUCGUACAGCUGCCCGAGGAGCCGCCCCAGAAUGUUGGGGGCGGGCCCGUUGGGGUGGCCAACAUGCCGCCCAUAUUGCCGAACAUGUCGCAGCCGCCGCCGAAUUUGGUGCAAAUGCUGCGGCAACCGCCGCCAAAUGUCGGCCGGAUGAUGCCCAUGGGCAUGGGCGGCAUGCCGCCCUUUAAUCAACCGCCCCCGCAGCGCUCCAACAGCAUACUGGGCAUGCCGCCCAAUGUGCCCAACGUGAUGAGCGUGAUGAACAGCAAUCCGUUCAAUCCGUUUGCCGGCGGCAACAAUCUGAACAAUCUGAACAACCUGAAUACCCUAAACAAUCUGAACAAUCUGAACAAUCUGAAUAACCUCAACAAUCUGAACAAUAUGAAUAACUUGAAUAACAUGAACAUGAACGGCAUGAACAAUAUGAAUGGCAUGAACAUGAACAAUUUGGGCGUCGCGUUCAAUGGCGGCGGCGGCGGCGGUGGACCCGGACCCGGACCUGGACUUGGACCUGGACCUGGACCUGGACCCGGACCUGGACCCUUCAAGAACUUCGGACCAGGUGGCAACAAUGGCAAUCAGGGGCGCCAUUAUGUUGGCAAUCGCAAUCGCGGCGGCGGCGGCGGCCAUCGAAAUCGCAAUAAUUAAUUACAAGAAGAAAAGCAAUUACUGGGCAAAAAAAAAGAAAAGAAAA